GUGUUUCACAAAUCAAAUGGCGUCCUCAAUGACAUGCGUGAUCGCUCCGACCUUUACUGAUCCUUGGGGUUACCAACUGUCACAACUUCCGAUACCUAGCAUAACGGAGCCAAAGGAUGUGGUGAUUCGAGUUUACGCUGCCAGCGUCAAUCCCAUUGAUGUGAAAAAGGCUGCUGGGGCGCUCAAACUGGCGGUGAAAGAUGAAUUUCCAUACAAGAUUGGAUAUGAUUGUUCUGGCGUCGUCACAGCCACUGGCAGUGCAGUGACGCAGAUUCAUGUCGGAGAUGAAGUGUAUGCGAGAUUGCCAGAAGUUAGUCGAGGUGCCUGGAGCGAGUACGCCAAAUGCGCCGAGUUCUAUGUCGCUCGCAAGCCCAAGUCACUUUCCUUCGGGGACGCGGCGUCAUUGCCGUUGGCUGCUGUGACAGCCCUACAAGCACUCCGGAGGUACAAGGGCUCGUUAGAAGGGAAGACUGUGUUCAUCCCGGCGGGAUUAAGCGGCACCGGCGCCUACGCGUGUCAGCUAGCUAAGAAUGUCUUUCACGCUAGCAAAGUCAUAACGACUGUGUCCACCGCCAAAAUACUCAAAGUCCCAGAACUACUCGGCAAAGGCAUCGUCGACCAAGUGAUUGACUAUACAAAAAAUGACCCCAUGAAGGUUAUUCCUCCCGGCUCCAUCGAUUUUCUCCUCGACACCACGGGCGAGUCGAUGCGCUUUCUAUCUCUCAUGACACCGUCGACUAGCUUCAUUGCCUCAAUAGCAACGAUGCCGUCAGGCGAUGUCCUCCAGAACUCGCCCUUGAUGCGACGGCCAGAUAAACCACAACUGCCCUGGCUAGCUCGUAUCAGUCUCAAUAUUGCUGAUUUCAUUCGAAGAGCUCGGGCCCGCCGGUGGCGUGUCGAAUAUGAGUACUUUUUCCUUGAGCCCAAUGGUGAAGAUCUGGAGACUUUGAGUAGUCACGUUGAGCAGGGCAAAGUUGUUCCGGUAGUUGGAUCCAGAGUGCCAAUGCAGGAUAUCGAGCAAAUUCGGGAAGCGUGUGGACUUGUGUACAAGGGCAAAGGAGGGAUCGGAAAGACGGUCAUUGAGAUGGUGUAGACUUGAAUUGCCUCAUUGGUCGAAUCUUUUGCAUUCUCUGUAUAGAACAAGAGGUGUGUCCUCCUCCC
This is a messenger RNA of Exophiala oligosperma, 1161 nucleotides long. RefSeq lists its product as uncharacterized. The coding region runs from base 17 to 1093 and encodes 358 amino acids. Gene Ontology annotation, molecular function: oxidoreductase activity. The record is from RefSeq and is a predicted model, not a curated record. The transcript has 5 exons. NCBI's taxonomy places the organism in Eukaryota, Fungi, Ascomycota, Eurotiomycetes, Chaetothyriales, Herpotrichiellaceae.